Messenger RNA from Mytilinidion resinicola, 1137 nucleotides. RefSeq lists its product as uncharacterized. Lineage: Eukaryota; Fungi; Ascomycota; Dothideomycetes; Mytilinidiales; Mytilinidiaceae. The transcript has a single exon. Gene Ontology annotation, biological process: carbohydrate metabolic process. Gene Ontology annotation, molecular function: cellulose binding. Gene Ontology annotation, cellular component: extracellular region. The coding region runs from base 42 to 956 and encodes 304 amino acids. The record is from RefSeq and is a predicted model, not a curated record.
GCUUCAUCACCUCGCCGCCCGCCCGCCUCGCCGGCCCCGCCAUGUCCGCCGCCUGCGGCGCGCAAGUCUACAGCAACCAAGCCUCGGACAACUACGGCAACACCCAAGGCGAGCUGCAAGUCGCGGCCGCGCAAGCCGACUACAACGCCGCGGCCUGCGACGUCUGGCUGUGCAAGGGCUACAAGUUCGCCGACAACGCCGCGCACGUGCAGGCGUACGCGCCCGGGCAGACGGUGCCGAUGGUCGUGGAUAUCCGCGCGCCGCACACGGGGACCGCGAAUGUGAGCAUUGUGGACACGGGGACGAAUCAGAUUGUGGGGAGGCCGCUGGUGAGGUGGGAGGUGUAUGCGGCGAAUGCGGUGCCGCUGGCGGAGCAGGCGAAUAAUACGCGGUUUGAGAUUGAGAUUCCGGCGGAUUUGGGGGGCAGGUGUGAGACGGGGGGCGAGUGUGUGAUUCAGUGGUGGUGGGAUGCAAGGAGUAUUGAUCAGACGUAUGAGGCGUGUGUGGAUUUUACGGUUGGGGCGGCGGGUUCGACGGCUGUGUCGUCGGCGGCGGCGGUGGCUGUGGCUUCGUCGACGGCUGUUAAGGCGUCGUCUGCUGUGGUGGUUGUCUCGUCGCCCUCUGCUACGGUUACGCCGACUUCGGUUGUUGCGGCUGUUACCUCUGCUGUUUCUUCUACUCGGGUGGUGUCGACUCCGGUGGUUGUGGCGACGUCGUCCGCGGUCGCUUCUUCCACUAUAUCUACGUCAACCUUCGCCGCCGGCCCUACGACUCUCGUGACAGCUGCCAAGCCGACGACAGCGGCCAGUUCUACUUUCGCGGCUUCGACCACUUCCCUCACUGGCGCCGUAGCGAAGUACUACCAAUGCGGCGGGCUCAACUACAUCGGCGCUACCACUUGUGUCGAGGGGACGACUUGUAAGCAGUGGAACCCUUACUACUACCAGUGCGUGUAGAGGGACGAGCCUCUUGAAGAGCAGGCGGACUCGAGAUCCUUGAGGUAGAGAUUGCGUGGAGGGAUGGCCUGGAUGGGUAUGAGGGGUUGUGGUGGUAGACUUCGUUUCGAUGACGCAUCUGUGGUGUGUUUUGUACAUAUUUUGAGAGCUCUUGCUGUAGAUAGGAAAAUUUCGAUGGAUC